GAGUCGAUCUAGCCAGUUAACCGCCUGAAAAUCCGCAUCCUCCCCACGGCAUCUACCGCCACCACCGCCGUAUCCCGUAGGACCACCCGCCAAUCACGCUAUCCGCCUGAUGUGGCCCACCUACCGCACCCGUGCCACUGCAUCAUGAGUGCCCCCGCCUCACCCGUCCCACCCACCCCGGCCUCCAUCCCGGCCCCGGAUGAUUCGCUCAGCUCGGCUUUGAAAUCCACGGCUGAUAGGCCACCCGCCUGUCUCGCAUCCGGAUCCGGACUGGAUGGAAAAGCUAUACCCUCAGUGACCGACCCAAAUGACAAAGUGGCCACGGUCAUCGUGGAUGGGAAGCCGGUGUCAGUGGCUCCGGCGGAUAUGGCCAUGAAACCGGAUGAGCUGGCGGGUCAGGAUGAGAGUCAAGACGUUGGAAAACCAGAUGUGGUCCAGGAGGAGGCGGCCCAGCCGGAGCAAGAGUUGCAGGCUGACCGAGACCAGAAGGAAGCCCAGGGAGAACCCGGUACUAAGCCCACAUCCGAAGAAGAAGAAGAAAAGGAAGAGGAAGAGGAUGAGGAUGAAGAAGGGGAAGAAGGGGAAGAAGCCCCCCGUGAAAGCAAUUUGGCGGCCAAUACGGCCGUCAAGACUGACCUCGAGCCGGAUAUGAAGGGCGAGUCCAUUGAGGAUGAUCCCAAUCUGGCCGUGGUCAUUUCGUUCUUGACCAAAUUCGGCGCUCAGUGCGGUUUGGAGGGCUUCAACUUGGAAGAGUUGGAGACGCAUUUGGAAUCACGAGAAGAGGUGUUGCCCAAAUGGAUGCAGCUCCAUAUCAAACUCUUGCGCAAGAUCAAUAAGUCGGUCACGCCCGCCAAAUGGGAGCGCUCUUUAGUCAAGUUUGUGUAUUUAGUGUCCACCGAUGAUGGGUGGGACCUGGAAAAGUUCGGCUAUCGACUUGUGCCUUCCACCAUGAAAUUACGCAUUCUCAAGAGCUUGCUCGAAUCCCAAUUCGACUUCAAUGUCAAGUUCAAAAGUGAGGUGAAUAAACAAGACGCCCAAAAUCUCCGAUGUCAUCCCCUGGGCUGGGACAAAUUGGGCAACGCCUACUGGUACAACAUGGACGACGAGGCCAAUCUGCGAGUGUACAAAGAGGAUCCCGACGAGGAGACGUGGGAAUUAGCCGCCCGAUCCAAGGAUGAGUUCCUCGAAUUGAUCGGUCAAUUGAAGACCGGAGCCACUUAUCUCAAGCGCGAGCUAACCACAAUCAAGAGUGAAGAACCCGCGCUAGAAGACGAUGACGAUGAUCCUCAAGAAUUGGCCAAUAUCAUUCGCGACACGGGUCCUGUGCCCGAGAGCUGCCAAACCAGCUACGGCAACUCUGACGAUGACGAUGAUUCCCGUCCCCUUCAAAUUGAUGAAGGCCCCGCCAAGGAAUCCGAUCCGGAAGAAUCCAAAGGCGAAUCGGACAGUGCCAAGUCCGUUCAGACGCCGAAAACCUUGGUAACGCCCAGUUCCGUCUCGAUUUCGCCUCCUAGUGUCGAUCCUGCUCCAAGUUCUGAUGCCAUCCCGCCUUUAAGUGUUGCCCUUGCCCCAAGUAUUGCACCAGUUCCACCCCCAAGUGAUGCUCCUGCUCCCACUCCUGUUCCAUCUACCGUUCCUGCGCCUACUCCUGCUCCCGUCUCCGCUCCCGCCCCGAGUCCGCCUAAGAAAUCUCAUUAUAGCAUUGAAAGCCUCAUAUCCAAGGACGAUCGACACAUGAAACGGCCUUUAGAGGUGGAAAAUGGCUCACCCAACGCCGAGAAACGGCCGAAAUUGGCCCCUUCCGAAACGAUAUCCGAGCCUACCAUGCUAGUGGUGGGUCAAGGUAAUGGGGUGGAUAAUAAGGAUGCUCCAGAACCGAGACCAGCCGAUGACACACAUAGCGAAGAGGACGAGGUGAUUGAAGAACCUGUGAUGGUGUUCAGCGGUUUGGGCAGUGGAGUUGACAAUCUAGCCCGAAAUCCUGACAACGACAACGAUAGCAACAGCAACGGCGUAGAUCAUGAGGAGAAAAAACUCGGGGAGAGUGAGCUCAAAUCCGUGAAACGAGGCCAUCCUGAAUCGACGAAAGAAGAGACGAUGAGCAAGGAAGAUCAAAUCAAAUCCGAUCCAGAGGACAUGGAAGAAGACCAGCCCAAACCAAAGAGAGGCAAGGAGGACGAAGAGUUAAAAUCGAACGGCAAAGACGAGAGUGCAUGUGAUACAAAAGAGGACAAGAAAAUGCCCAAGAAGAAGAAGCACCCCUCCAAGAAAGGCCAGGAUCCCGAGGAUGAAGACGAGCCCAUUUUGAGGUCAUCUCGACGAACGAGUAGCCGCAUCGCCACCUUGAGGAUACGCGAAGCUGAGCGACGUCAAAAGGAGGAGGAAAAUGCUUUGGACGACUUCCGAGAGAAGAUGCGAAGGAAAGCCGAGCGGGAACAGAACCGUUUGGACAAGUACAGGGCCAUGGGACGCGAGUUUGAACGGGAGAUGGCCAAGACUCGAAAACGGGGAAAAGCCGAGACGUCGGAUGAGGAUUACGAAGAUGAAGGCGAAGGUAAUAAGACGGCGACGAAGCGGAAAAGAAGGAAGAAAAAGAAGAAGAAACGAGGCGAAGAGAAUCUCAGAGAGUUCGCCAAGUUCUCCUCGGGCAGUAGCGACGAUGAAGGGCUUGAAGGAGAGGAGGAUGAAGAUCUCGAAGGCGAACAUGAAGAGGAUGACCACGAUGAGGUCCUGUUCCACUCCGAUCACGAAUUCUCGUGUGAAUCCGAUGUACCUGAUGGCGAAGCUCAACCCAUUCAACACGCCAGAACCGCCACCAAAGGCAAGAAACGGAAGAAGAAGAAGACACGCAAAACCGAAUCCGUGGAGACUGUCGUGGCGGCUGAGUCCGAAUCCGAAGAGGACGAUUCGGAUGACAACUGGGCUUGCAAGAAAUGCAACAAACGCGACCAUCCCGAAUGGAUCCUAUUGUGCGACAAAUGCGACGAUGGUUGGCACGCCUCUUGCCUUCGACCCAGUCUCAUGGUGAUCCCAGAAGGCUCCUGGUUCUGCCCCAAUUGCCAGCACGCUGUGCUCCUCACCAAAUUGGAGGAGAAUCUCGUCAGUUUCGAAGUCCUCCUCAAGAAAAAAGACGCGGAAACCAAACGCAAAGAGCGGUUGGCCUUCGUCUCCAUGUCACUCUCAAAUAUCCUGCCCCCCAAGGCAACCAGCAGUGGGGCAAAGAAACCGGCCAACAAAACCAAGUCAGAGAACCCGCGUCGCCACGUCCCUCGAAAACGCCAUCGAAGUGACGAUUCGUUCUCGGGUUCGAGUUCGGGCAGCUCCUCGGAUGGUAAUAGUACGUCUUCCGAAGAAGAAGAGCCUGUGAAAGAUGGACGACGAAGAGCCACGAGGAACGUGUCUUACUCCCUCAAGGCCUAUGACGAUAUGAUUCGUUCGGCCAUUGCCGACGAGGUCGUUUACCUUCCGGUUGCUGGGCAAGGCAAAGCUAUCGAGGCUGCUGCACCCGAUGACGAUGAGGAAGAUGGCGAAGGUGGAGAAGACGAGGAGGAAGAGGAAAAUGUUGAACAAGCGAAAUCUUCCACGGGUCAAUCUGGUCUUGGACGUGGAAAGGACAUGGCAAAUAUUCUUGGAGCGGAUGAUGACGAGGAAGAAGGAGCCUCUGCGAAGGAAAAAGAUGACGACGACGACGACGACAAAGAUGAAAUUGUACCGUCUGAUGUUCCCCAACCCAUCAAGAUGGAAAUCCAAAAAGAUAUUCCUUCCGGCAAAGGCAAGAAGAAGGCGAAGAAAAGCAAGAAAUUCGGUGCACUCUCCUCGUCCGACGACGGGGAUGGGGACAGUGGGUCAGAUUUUGUGGCCAGCGAGAUCUCCUUAGAGGAAGAUGAGGAAGACGAGGAAGAAUUCCUGGACGACGCAGUGUCCAGUGACGACGGAGGGUUGGGAACGUCAUCCCGAAAGAAGUCUUCCCGAGCAGCUACCCGCAAGUCCAAUCGCAAUCGCAAGGUCAUGUACGACGAGGACUUUGUGUUUGACGGAUCCGAUUCCGAGGAUGAUCCGUCCAAGAAGAAAAAGAAACGCAGGAAGAACGACGACUCUUGGGACUCUGAGAUCUCUUUGGAAGAUGACGAAGAGGAGUACGGGAGUAAGAAGAAAAAGAAGAGCUCCAGCAAGAAGAAAUCUCGACUAAAGUAUGAUUCUCUCAGUUCCGAAGAAGAUGACGAAGACUUCGAAGCUAGCAUCAGCAAGAAGAAACAAAGGAUCCUGAGUGACACCUCGGCACAACGCAAGACUCGAGGCAAGAAAAUUCAAUUCGAGUGGGAGGAAUCCGAUGACGAUAGUGACGUGCCACUUCGCAGAUCCAAAGCCCCUUCCUCAUCAGCGUCGAAAAAAAAGAAAGGUGGCAAGAAAAGAGUGGAUGAUACGGACACGGAAAUGGAAGACUACCAAUCAGAGCCUGAGCUCGAUGAUGACGAGGAGGAGGACUCGGACUAAAAUAACUUUACGUAUAUACAACCAAACACAUAUAUACCAAUCAAUGCCCCCCCCACAUCAUUUGUGCUUGUUGAACCCAGUUCUUAUUUGAAAUCCCUUUUUUUUAAUAGUAUUACCUAAAUCAAUAAAACAUCAUUAAUAUCACUCAAGUCCACCGAUCAGUCCUUUGUAUUCCAG
This is a messenger RNA of Tigriopus californicus, 4671 nucleotides long. Its product is annotated as remodeling and spacing factor 1-like. The transcript has a single exon. The coding region runs from base 145 to 4494 and encodes 1449 amino acids. The record is from RefSeq and is a predicted model, not a curated record. Gene Ontology annotation, biological process: regulation of DNA-templated transcription. NCBI's taxonomy places the organism in Eukaryota, Metazoa, Arthropoda, Copepoda, Harpacticoida, Harpacticidae. Gene Ontology annotation, cellular component: RSF complex.